AUGUUACACGUCUAUGCAUAUUUCUUACAACUCAUAUUAGAUUCCCAGUUGCUAAAAAAUAAAGUGAAAAGAAGAAAACGAACCUGUAAAAAGGGUCAAAAACAAUAUUAUUGGUGGAAACAAAAAGUAAGUCGACCAAAAAUAAUAAAGCAGAAAUGGCAGUUUACUGGUACAAAGGCAGAAAAAAAGAAAAAAAAGAAAAAUGACCAGUAA
Messenger RNA from Theileria orientalis strain Shintoku, 213 nucleotides. RefSeq lists its product as hypothetical. NCBI's taxonomy places the organism in Eukaryota, Apicomplexa, Aconoidasida, Piroplasmida, Theileriidae. The coding region runs from base 1 to 213 and encodes 70 amino acids. The record is from RefSeq and is a predicted model, not a curated record. The transcript has 2 exons.